Messenger RNA from Myiozetetes cayanensis, 5595 nucleotides. It is a transcript of the gene YPEL2, whose product is annotated as yippee like 2. Lineage: Eukaryota; Metazoa; Chordata; Aves; Passeriformes; Tyrannidae. The transcript is spliced from 5 exons. The coding region runs from base 281 to 640 and encodes 119 amino acids. The record is from RefSeq and is a predicted model, not a curated record.
GGGGGCGGGGGCGGCGCUGAGGGCUCUGUGCGCGUCGGCGGCGCCGCGCUCGGUCCGCGCCGGGACGCGCUCGGGGCGGCCGCGGUUGGUGUGAAGUCCCCUCUGCUGCUGCCCGAGUGUGUUCCUGUGCAGCGUCACCAGCGUGUGGAGCCUGCCCCACACACCCCUCCCCUGCCAAACCACGGCCUUUACCUGCGUGUUCCGGUGUUUCCCGUGCGACCCGUCCUGCGGGAGCGCCUCCUGGGCCACCCCAGAGUUCACCCAGCGCUCCGUGGCUCCAAUGGUGAAGAUGACGAGGUCCAAGACUUUCCAGGCGUAUCUGCCUUCGUGCCACAGGACCUACAGCUGCAUCCACUGCAGGGCCCACCUGGCCAACCACGAUGAGCUCAUCUCCAAGUCCUUCCAAGGAAGCCAAGGACGUGCUUAUCUCUUCAAUUCCGUAGUUAACGUGGGCUGUGGCCCCGCAGAGGAGCGGGUGUUAUUAACGGGAUUACAUGCGGUGGCAGAUAUUUACUGUGAAAACUGCAAAACCACGCUGGGGUGGAAAUAUGAACACGCUUUUGAAAGCAGCCAGAAGUAUAAAGAAGGCAAAUACAUCAUUGAACUAGCUCACAUGAUCAAGGAUAAUGGCUGGGAUUGAGUGGGGGAGCCCAGCCCUAGCAGCGUGUACGACAAUGCCAUCCAACAACCGAACAUUGUACCCGAGAGUGAGAGAGUGACUGAACGCUUGGUUCCAUGCAUUUAGAGGCUCUGCAACCCGGGAGCAUCUUCACACCCUUCUCCAUCUUUAUUGGUGACUGGCCUCUAAAUUCCUGUCUCUCUGUCUCUUUGCUUUGUAUCUGUUUGUGAGUUGACCCUGGCUGCUUCUCUCUCUGUCCCGGCUCGGAGGAUGCACCGAGUGCCGGAGCCAUUCCCUGUGCCCAGUGCUGGAGGAGGAACCGCCCGUGCCCUCUGCGGUGGCGUUUUGACCAUGGAGAGCUCUCGGUGCUGGGGGGAGGACCCAAGGUUUGGGCAGCAGGAGGAGGAGGAGGAGGAGGUCCGAGGGGGUGGGCCCCAAGGGAAUCGUCACAGGUUGACCCUGCACUUCUCCUUUCGGUCCUGGUUAAGCAAGGCUUGAAACUUUCACUCCGUGUCUGAGUGGACAGACCAAAUACCUCACGGCUGCGCCCCCUCCCCGCCCCAACCCGCUGGCUGAGCACAGGUCUGCCCCCACCAGCCACUUGCAAUCUGUGUUGUGUUUGCUGUUUGUGAACUCCUUGUUGGAGGGGGCAGGGCCCGAAGGCUGCAGAGAUUUCCCUGCCUCUCCUGGGUCUCACCAAACCCCCCCGGAGCUGGGCCAUGGGGAGCCCCCUCAGUGGGCUGUGGGGAUGAGCUGUGGGGAGCCCCCUCAGUGGGCUGUGGGGAGCACCCUCAGGGCUCAGGAACCACAUCCUGACUCCUGAGCCCUCAGAGAGGGGGAGAAAACCACUUCAGGCACAAGGAGGCUGGAGCUGCUGCAGCUCAGAAGAUGCAACAGGGGUGAAAAAAAGGCAUAUGUGAGGCAAGAAAGGAAAUUCCCUAGAGGAGGGUGGGGACAGACUUGGUAACAGAGGGUACCCCUUGAUUUCCUGGCCUCCCCUGAGCACCCUUGGGGGUGUUUCACCAACCCUUCACAAGUGCAAGGAGGAAAAUGCUGUUAGAGGAUCUUUUCCUCAAAUCCCAGGCCCCAGCCGAGGUCUCCUUGUGGGAGCCUGGCAGAGAAACGGGGAGAGGAGGGAGCAGAGGACCUGGUGGUUGUAUUGCACAGGUGGAUAUUUCGAGCCAUGAGGUGUCCCCCCCAAAACCUUCCCCCCUUUUCCCGCUCCCAGAAGCCUGUUUGCAGGCACAGGGGGGGAAAUGGGAUAGGAAGAAAAGAACUUAAAAACCUUUCCCCUCCCCCUGAAAUUAUGCCUUGGAGUUUAAAGCAGGGGGUAGAUUGUGGGCAGCAAAACUGCAAGGGGAUGAGUCCCUGCCAUUUGAAUUUUCCCAUUGUGAUUCCUGAGGACCUUCCCGAGGCGGAUGGAAGGGAAGGGGCGUCGUGUGUGAGAGGGAAAGGCAUAAAUGACAAUGUGAAGUUUGCUCUGCAACAGCCCAGCCAGGAACUGGUGCAUAACUCAAGACCGUUGAACUGAAUUAGUUUUUAUCUCUCUGAGUGAAUUUUCCUUUUGUUUGUGGAAUUCUUUCAAGUAGGUUCAUCCAUGGGGGGGUUGGAAAUCUUUCUUAAUCCAGAAGGAAAGAGCAUUGUGCAGGGGGUUGUGACUCCUUACGAAACGGGAGCUUUGGAGCUGUAAGCUGGUGCUGCUGGAUUCCACCCCGAGAGGCUCCGAGCAGGAUCAGGCCUGGGGGGCUGCUGGGACAGAGUCCCUUUGGUGGUGAAUUGGGUGGGAAUGUGAGCAGAGACGCCCCUGAGUGUUGGGUCCUCGUGCUGAAACCCAAACUUGAGGAAACAAAGGCUGUUUUUUCUCUCGAACCUCUGGUUUUGACAACUUGGAGAGGGAAGGGAGGUGGGGGCUGGUCUGGCUCCUGCAGUGGGUGGAGCUGGAUCAGUUUGGGACCAGCCUGAGGUGGCUUCUGCCCUCACCCUUCUGCUGUGGCUGUGUAACAGUUGCUUCAGCUUUCGCUUCUGGUCGUCCCUGCUUCCAUCAUCCACAUUCCCCUGAGGUAAAAACCUACUAGAAAUCAAAAAUUCCACAGCACCCACUGUGUUGUUUACUCUGGCACUGAGCUGCUCCCGUUUCCCUGUCCUUUGCUUGGGGAUCCAUGACAAUCUAUUGGGUUUUGGGUAGUGGGAGGUCAUUUCUGUUCUUCAAGGAGCUCUUGAAGUCUCCACAGAGACAGAGCCUUUAAAGGGGUCUGGUUGGAGCUGGGAGGAGUAAGGGAUAAUCCCAGAUCCUGUGAGUUUGAGGAGAGCACCCAGGGGCUCAUCUUUUGAUGCUGGUCUUUGGAGUGAUUGCUGAUAAAAAGUGCUUUAAAAGGCAGGGCUGUCUAGAGGACUGCUCUGAGAAAUAAGAACUGCAGAGAGCUGGUUUUCAUCUCUAUAUUUGGGACAAGAAAGGACAGUGAUCCAUCAGAUGGGGCUGUUUUUAACUGGUCACAGGUGUUGGGCUUUUAAUGGCAACCCGUCUAAGCUUGAAUAUGAGAUCUUAAUCUGCUUUUAAUUGGUUUUGUCCCACCAGCAUCCGCAGAGUCACCCACUGCUGAGAGUGACAGGACAAAGCCUGUGUGGCUGUGACUGUCCCCAACCCCCAGGGGAUUCCCUGGGGGGUGCAGUGCUCUGCACAGGGACACCAGGAGAGAUGGGCUGGGGAUUGUUCUCUGCUGGCUGCCCAGGGAAUCUCAAGUGCUUCAGUGCAGCCCUGGGAGCAGGGCUGGGAUCUGUGCUGGGGCUGCCAGGCCUUCACCUGGCAGGGUGGAUGGAGCCAGAGCACGACCAAAGAGCCUCAGUCAGCACCCCCUGCUCCUGGGGGGCCAUCCCUGAGGGGCUGGAGCUGGGACAACCAGCUGGGAGAUGUGGCCCAUGGAAAAACCUCCUUGGCCAGGCAGUGCCUGAGCUCGUGGUGCUGCUUACCACGGGUGCCAUUCCUCGGGGAAGCACAGGCAGCAGUGGGUUUUCCAUUUGUUUUGGCGUGGCAGCCUCGUGUCUGACAAGCUGUGAGUUUACACCCCCCCUCCCUCCCUCCCUGUCCACCCCAUAGCUCAGACUUGAGUUUAAAAGUUUAAAACUUAAGUUGAAAACUUUUAAGUUUUAAAUUGGUUUUCUCCGGUGGGUUAUCUGGUGGCGUGAAAUCCCCGUCCCUGUGAUAAAUAUUCAGAUGAUAAUAUAUACAAAGCAGAAAAAAAAAAAAGAAGAAAAUAUCCCCAGACAUUAUCUUGUGAAAUAUACUUUUGUAAAUAAUAUUUAAUUUAAAACAAACAAACAAAAAAUAAUAAUAUAUUUGGUGCUGUUUUCUCAGAGCCCCCUCCCUGAGAGCACUUUUCCUGUUGUUUAUAAAUGAUGCCGUUUCCUCCCGGAGUUGUCGGAAAAAACAAAGGGAAACAAAACUCCCAAUCUGCGUCGCCCUCCGAGGCCGCUCCGAUUUCCCUGUGUUUGUGGUGGGAGAGGGGACUCCCCCUGCUCCCCCCUGCACAGCCCAGCAGAGCAGGGGGCAGAUCCAGAGGAUCCAGGCCUGGAAUCUCCCCUGGCACCAGUUUUGGCUGGAGUGAAGCAGAUCUGGAGAGGGGAUUGAACGUGAGCUGCAGCCCCCGAGGCGUUGGAGGCUCGAGGGGCAGCAGGGAGGGAGGGAGGGAGGGGGGAGGUUUUUAACCAGUCCUUGUUUUUAAACUAAACCACAAGUCUCUGGACAUGGAUCCUGGUUUUCUUUCUGAGGUUUAUUUUUAUUUGUUGUUGUUGGUUGUUUUAUGAUUUUUUUUUUUUUUUUUUAAAACCAGGCUGCUACAUAACAAAUUAGAGUAAAAGUUUACCUCUCUGGCAGUAAAGUUCAUUUAUUUUGUUCUCCUUUCUGUCUUUUAUCUCCCCUGUUCUCCCCCCCUUCUUCGUUUUUAAUUCACUGGGUCUCUUGUUUAUCCCAAAGUGGACCAACAGCACAAACCACUGGGCUGUGUUUUGCUGGGCAAGGAGCAGUUUUCAGUGCUCAGUAACUGUUGCAAGCUCUUUAAAAAUCUCUGCUUUUGGUGCACACGAUUUAAAAACACACAGGGAAAAAUAAAAACAACCCAAUCCAAACCAACCGACCCUACGAGCGAAGCCCGUUGUUCUCGUGCCGGUCAAGUGAGAAUUCCCUCGGUGUCUGCACCUUCCUGACUGCUCUGUGAGUGAGUGGCUCACGCAUUUCCACUGCACUGCCUUGUUUUUGGGGAGCAGCGUCGUGUUCUGGCCCUGGGGUGAGGAGGGGACACCACCACCCACCCUGUGGGAUGAGCAGCUUGGAGACAGCCCGAGCUCGGCUCCGUGGGGAGCUCUUCCCAGCAGGUGAGAGGCCUCAGCCGUUCAGUGCUCAGAAACAAUCAGGUUAGACAGGGACAAUCCUUGUUCUGUCGCAGAACCCUCGUUUAGAAAAGGAUGAGCGGAAGAGGGGAAACAAAAAUCAUCCCGAAUUCAGAACAAAAAAUAAAAAAAAAAAAAAUAGAAUAAAUCAGCGUUAUUUAAAAGCAAGCAGAAUGGCAUCGUGUCAGGUACAACCACCGGUGAGCUGUUCCCAUCGUCCCAGCUGUGUGUAUCCUUCGUUUUGUUCUCCAUAAGGAAAUGGGAAUGCUUUCCCCACUGACAAAACUAAGGACGAUAUUUCCAAUACCAGCCUGUCUGUGGAUGCUCUUGUGUUUACAAAUUGUGUACACUUUCAUUUCUUGGAUCUUAUUUUUAAAAAUUUUUUUCUUUUUUUUUUUUUUUUUGGUGUAUCCUUUCAGGUCAUUUGCUUCGGUCAGAAAUGCAAUUGUUUGUUUUCCAAUCGUUGGGUUUCACCUUUUCCUGUGUUUGUACAUUGUAUAUAGUUCUUCAGUAUUAGAGGGAGGCGUAUUGUUUGUCAUAUUUACAAUAUGUGUUGGUGCUCAUUUGAGAAAAUAAAAUUUUCAAGUACUAAA